AUGAAUUCCAUUGCUAUUCUCUUUGCUCUCUCCUGUGCUCUUUUUGCUGCCACAAAUGCUCUUCAAUGUCGACCAGUUACCUGUAUGUUAGCAUGUCCAUAUGGUUUCGAUGUUGAUGCUAACGGUUGUCAACAUUGCACAUGUCGUCGAUCACGUAAUCUCUGCGAUCAACCUCUUCUUGGCUAUAAUUGCGGUAGUCUCGCACAACAUCAAUGCCCAAGCACACAUGAAUGUCAAAUUGAUUUCGGUGGUUUAUUCGGUCAAUGUUGUUUGAAACAAUCUAGCUCAACAACCAGUCAACCAUCCAGUGGUGCCAGCACUACCGUUCCUACUCCCACAGGCGGUAGCACUGCUAAUCCAGGUACAGGUGCUACAACUGGUCGUUCAAUGCUUCGCUCGUUAGGAGGAUCAUCAGGACCAUCAACUCAAGCACCACGUAGUAGCACACCAGCUGCAACAACUAGCCGUCCUGCUACUUCAACCCGGGUCACUCGACCACCUACAACCACUCACCGUUCAAUGAUUCGCUCGUUAGGAGGAUCAUCAACGCAAGCUCCACGUAGUAGCACACCAGCUGCAACAACUAGCCGCCCUGCUACUUCAACUCGGGUCACUCGACCACCAACAACAACUCACCGUUUAAUGAUUCGCUCGUUAGGAGGAUCAUCAGGAUCGUCAACCCAAGCUCCACGUAGCAGUACACCAGCUGCAACAACUCGCCGUCCUGCUACUUCAACCCGAGUCACUCGACCACCUACAACCACUGGCCGUUGGGCAACUUUAGUUGAUGCCAAAACCAUCUAUGAAUAA
Adineta ricciae is the source of this 810-nucleotide messenger RNA. The record is from the annotation of a GenBank genome assembly. NCBI's taxonomy places the organism in Eukaryota, Metazoa, Rotifera, Eurotatoria, Adinetida, Adinetidae.